UAAUAUUAUGACAAUAUGAGAAGUUAUUGCAUUUUUAAUUAUUACAAAAAGUUUUUUAAAAAUGUCCCAACCCGAAAGUAUUCUUCUAAUUUUGAAUACGAGACGAAAAUCGAAAAGAUUAGGAAUAUUGGAAUAUUAGCACAUAUAGAUGCAGGCAAAACUACAACCACUGAACGUAUGCUGUACUACUCCGGGACUAUACGGUCUAUGGGCGAAGUGCAUCAUGGUAACACGGUCACUGACUACAUGGAGCAGGAGAGACGGAGAGGAAUUACAAUCACAUCGGCUGCUGUAUCCUUCCCCUGGCAUGGCACACAAAUCAAUUUAAUUGACACACCGGGGCACAUUGACUUCACCAUGGAGGUUGAGCAGAGUCUGGCUGUGUUAGAUGGUGCUGUUAUAGUCUUGGAUGCUUCAGCUGGUGUGGAGGCUCAAACACUGACAGUCUGGAGACAGGCAAGUGGAUACCGAGUCCCUCGCAUACUGUACCUUAACAAAAUGGACAGGAGUGAUGCAGAUGUGAACAGCUGUAUCAGAUCUGUGCGGGAGAAGCUACAAGCCACGCCUCUCAUGAUACAUGCACCUGUUACUAAAGAGGGAAAACUUAUUGGUCUGAUUGAUUUAGUGACAUGCGAAGAAGUAAUAUGGACGCAGGGCAGAGGACAGAAUUAUGUUCGACGAAAACUUGCAGAGAAACAGGAUGGGAAAUAUUGGGAAAAAAUAAUGAAUAGCCAUAGACAACUGAUUGAUACUCUUUCCUCAUUGGAUGAUCAGUUAGCAGAUAUAAUAAUACAAAAAGAUUCAUUGGACAAUAUUGAAAUUCCACAGAUAAAUGACGCUAUUAGACGGUGCACAUUAAAAAUGAGUGGAUUUCCUAUUUUAUGUGGUAGUUCUUACAAAAAUAUUGGCGUUCAGACUUUAAUGGAUUCUAUAGUAUCUUAUUUACCAUCUCCUUUAGAAUGUAAUAGAAUUUACAAAAGCUUUGGUUCCGAUUUAGCCGCUAGGACCUUUAAGGUUCAGCAUGAUGACCAGAGAGGUGUGUUAACAUUCCUAAGGCUGUACAGUGGUGAAAUUGAAAAGGGACAGAAGAUAUACAACCUGGCAAGAGAGAAGAGUGAGCAGACAGGAUCACUGUAUGUGGCGCUGGCUGACGAGUACCGGCCGGUGGACAAGGUCACUGCGGGGAACAUUGCUGUUGUCAGCUCGCUCAAGACUACCAUGACUGGAGAUCUGGUAACAUCGACACACACGUCCGCCAAACGCGCACGCAGUCAACUAGCGCGCUGGCUGCAGGAGUCAGGCGCUGAGGACCUGAUGCUGCCCAGCGCACUCCAGCGACUAAAGACCCUCGAUACUCAGCCCAGCACUGAGGAACUCGCUGAAGUCUUGCUUGGGAUUGGUACUACAGUCCCGGAGCCUGUAUUCCUGUGCUCCAUCGAGCCACCCAGCGCUGCGUACCAGAGCGCGCUGGAGACGGCGUUGGCAGAGCUGCAGCGUGAGGACCCCAGUCUUCGCGUCUCCACAGACGAUGAGACCGGCCAGCUGGUGCUUGCUGGUAUGGGUGAACUCCAUCUGGAGAUAAUCAAAGAGCGCAUCAUCAGGGAGUAUAAGAUAGAUGUGGAGCUGGGCGAGCUUCAGAUCGCGUACCGGGAGCAGCUGCUGGGGGAAGCCAAGUCCACCCUGGAUGUAGACCGCAAGAUCGGCAGCGUGCGGCAGGCGGUCAAGGUCACCAUGUCUGCUAAGACUGUGAAGGGAAUCUCACAAGAUAAAAUUCUUAAACUGGACAAGAGUGGUGAGAGCGCGGCCAAUCUGUCGCACGUACACCCGCGCACGUUGUCCGCUCUACAGCAAGGAGUACGCGCAGCUCUACAACAUGGACCCAAACUUGGCUGUCCACUGGUAGACGUUCAGGUGACGCUGCACUGGCUGGAGCUGGGGAGGGGUACCUCUGACUCAGUGGUGGGGGCCGCAGUGGUGCAAUGUCUGCGCAAGGUGUUCGAGGAGGCGCAGUCAGCAGUACUGGAGCCGAUGAUGUCGCUGCAGGUGGUGGUGCCGGAGAGUCACUCGGCGCGGGUCACCGCAGACCUCGCACGACGUCGCGCUGACGUACAGCAAAUACACACCAGACAGGACAACAAAGUGAUAGAGUGCAUAGCGCCAUUAUCGGAGUUGUUGGGCUACUCGUCUGCGCUGCGCUCGUUGAGUUCAGGCUUAGCCAGCUUCAGUAUGGAGCUGCGCGCGCAUCGCCGCAUGUCUCCGCACGACGAGCACAAAGCACUCAAACACGUUACCGGUUUCUAGAAACUUUGGAGUUUCAAUAAAUCACAUAUAGAUGGCGCUUUUAUUUACUAGGAAAUUAAUUAUAGA
Molecule: messenger RNA, 2367 nt
Organism: Papilio machaon (common yellow swallowtail)
Lineage: Eukaryota; Metazoa; Arthropoda; Insecta; Lepidoptera; Papilionidae
Gene: mRRF2
Product: ribosome-releasing factor 2, mitochondrial
Exons: 13
Coding region: 16-2301 (761 amino acids)
Biological process (GO): ribosome disassembly; mitochondrial translation
Cellular component (GO): mitochondrion
Molecular function (GO): GTPase activity; GTP binding; translation elongation factor activity
Source: RefSeq, a predicted model, not a curated record